Molecule: messenger RNA, 6325 nt
Organism: Apus apus (common swift)
Lineage: Eukaryota; Metazoa; Chordata; Aves; Apodiformes; Apodidae
Gene: GGT7
Product: gamma-glutamyltransferase 7
Exons: 16
Coding region: 2091-3836 (581 amino acids)
Biological process (GO): glutathione catabolic process
Cellular component (GO): plasma membrane
Molecular function (GO): glutathione gamma-glutamate hydrolase
Source: RefSeq, a predicted model, not a curated record
CGAGGAGGAGGCGGGCGGCCCCCGCGCCCGGAAGGAGGAGGACGCGUUCCUGGGCGAGCAGGACACGGUGCCGUGUGACCUGCCAGGGUGGCAGAGAGGGAGCCCAGACCGUAGGUUUCUACCGCCCAGAGGAUGUCGUUAAACGGAGGAAGCCCCUUUGUGGGGUCAGCGCUGGGGACAGACCCCCAGGGGACUGGAGGGUCCCACAUCGCAGCAGCUGCCAGAGCCCGCGAGCAUCUCCAGUCCCUGCUGUCCCCUCCAGAGCUGAGGUGGCCCUGGCUCCCCAAAGCGCUGGUUCCCUUGGGAAGCAAGGUCUCCUUCACAGCCCCCAGAAGGGUUUGGUGGCUUCUCUUUCCAGCAUGGAUGUUGGUGAUGGGACAGGCAGCUGUGUGUUGGCCUCGCAGGCUGCUCGUCGUGCUCGGUGCUCCUGACUGACCCCGUUCCCAAACCACAGCCCUGCUGUCCCCACACAGCACAGGGGUGACAGAGACUAAGUGACUUUUCCAGGGCUGUGUGGGACAUUGUUACCGAGAACGAAGGGACUCCUGCGUGGUGGGAGAGGCCACCCUGGAAGUCUGUGGCCUGUCCUCUGCUGUGGUUGCUCCCUGGAUGUUCAUGUUCCCUUGUGCUGGGCUGGCCUGUCACCAGUGCUGCAGGAGCAGCACGGAGGGACAGUGUCCUGGAGGGCUCAGGCAGAGGGUCCCAGCUCACUCCUUGCUGUUUCUCCACUGCUGGGGCUGGUGCCCUGCUGUGGGGUGCCCAGGGCUGUUUCCCUCCCCCGUGGCAUCCCCUGCCUGCCCUACAGCCCCCAGCCAGUCCUCUGCCCACACGCUGCAGGCCCAGCUCACUGCCGUGGGGGGCUCAGAGGUGCAGGCUGGGGAACCAGAGCCUGUCCCAGUCGUGCUCCUAAAUCACGGAGGGGAUGAAGCUCACCCUAAGGGGAUUCCCUGCUUGGAGGGGGGUUUAGUCCUGGUUGCAGCAUUGCUGAAAUCACCAUAUGAGGAAGGGCUGAGAGAGCUGGGCUGGUCAGCCCAGAGAAAAAGAGACUUGGGGGGGGUUCUCAUCAAUGCUUGUAAAUAUCACAAGGGUGGGUGUCAGGAGGAUGGGACCAGACUCUUUUCAGCAGUGUCCAGUGACAGGACAAGGGGCAGUGGGCACAAACUGGAACACAAACUUCUUCCCUGUGAGGGUAACGGAGCCCUGGGACAGGCUGCCCAGACAGGCUGUGGAGUCCCCAUCUCCAGAGACACUGGAAGCCCACCUGGACAUGAUCCUGUGGGAUCUGCUGUAGGUGAUCCUGCCCAAGAGGGGGGUUGGACUAGAUGAUCUGCAGAGGUCUCUUCCAAAGCCAAACACUCUGUGAUUCUGUGUGAUUCUGUACAUUAGAACUCCCCAUCUGACCCCAGGAGAGCUGAAGCUGCAGCCAGGAGGGCAUUAAGUCACAUCAGGGAUAGGGCUGGCAGUCCCCAGGGAGGUGCUGCCUGCCAGGGCAGAAGGAGAGGCCCAGCCCCGCAGACGUGGGGUUUCCUUCUCCUUUGUCCCUUACCCCAAACCUGGGAAACAUCCCCUGAGUGGAGGGAAAAGCUUCUCAUCUUUUUCACUCAGUGCUCCUCUUCUUCCCAUCGUAGAUGCAUGGGGCACUGCAGCCCCCCCCCCGAAUUAAUCCAGGAAACCUGGCUGAUGCCCUGAGCCUCUUGGUCCUGUUCAGUGGUCUGCAGGGACAAGCAUGUCCCCAUGGCUGCCCCAGCAGCUCUGGAUGCCCAGCAGUGUCACCUCAGGGCACGCUCUGCCACACAGGCAGCAACUGGUGCAGGCAGAGAUCCGAGGCAUCUUUCAGAGCAAGAAAAACUUCUUCAUCCUGCUGAGCAUUGUUUGCUGUCUGGUGGAUGCCUGGCAAAGCCCUGCUCCGUUGUCUUGCCAUCUCAGAGCUGGGUGUCUGGUGAGCAGCUCGAGUUCACAGGGCCCUUCAUCAGCUGGAGGAAGCAAGAAAGGAAAGCUGAGCAGGUGGAUGCCCAGAGGCCCAGUUUUCAGACCCAGACUCCUUCCUGAAGUCUGCGCGUCUCCAGCGCCUGCCCUCGUCCUCCUCAGAGAUGGGCAGCCAGGACGUGUCCCCUCUCCGGGAGACCAGCAAGGACCCUUUCUCUGGGGACUGCAGCUGCUGGCAGGAUGGGCUGACUGUCAUCAUCACUGCCUGCCUCACCUUCGCCAUGGGUGUCACGGUGGCCUUGAUCAUGCAGAUCUAUUUUGGGGACCCUCAGGUCUCGCCGCGGGGCGCGGUGGUGACGGAGGCUCCGCGCUGCGCCGCGCUGGGCCGGGCCGUGCUGGGCGCGCCGGGCUCCUCGGUGGACGCGGCCAUCGCCUCGGCCCUCUGCGCGGGAGUCGUCAACCCCCACAGCUCGGGGAUCGGCGGGGGUGGGGUGAUGCUGGUCCACGACAUCCGCAAGAACAGGAGCUGGGUGAUCGACUUCCGUGAGGUGGCUCCCCUGGGCAUCCCCCUGGAGGUGGAUCUGCAGAACGACAGCAGGCCAGGUCUGCUCGUGGGGGUGCCAGGCAUGAUUCAAGGAAUGCACCAGGCACACCAGCUGUACGGCAGGCUCCCCUGGUCCAAGCUGCUGGGCCUUGCAGCUGGUGUUGCCCAGGAGGGGUUUAAUGUCACACAUGAUUUGGCCAAAGCCAUAAGUGAACUGAAGGACCUGAAGUACUCGGACAGAUUUCAGGAGAUCUUCCUGCCAGGUGGCCAGCCCCUGCUGCCUGGCAUGUUCAUCAGGCGCCCGGACCUCGCGGCCCUCCUGGAGCUGGUGGGGGCAGAAGGGACAUCAGCUUUCUACAGUGGCAACUUGACCCAGGAGAUGAUCUCUGAGGUCCACAGCUAUGGGGGAGUCUUGGUGGAGGAAGACUUCAGCAAUUACAGUGCCACGGUGGAGGAUCCUGUCCACACAGUCUAUCAAGGUCAUCUUGUGUUCAGUCCCCCACCUCCACAUGCAGGUCCUGCUCUGAUCACAGCCCUGAACAUCCUCGAGGGCUUUAACAUCUCAAGUCAAGUGUCCAGGGGGAAUGUCUUGCACUGGAUGGCAGAGACAUUAAGAAUAGCCCUGACUCUAGCUAGCCACCUGGGAGACCCAUCUGAUGAUGUGUCCAUCACUCAUGCUGCAGAAGACAUGGUGAGUAAAGCAGAAGCUAAUGUCCUGCGCCAGCUGAUUAAUGACUCCCAGUCCUUCUCCGACCUCCACAUGCCUCACUUCUCUCUUGAGAGUGAACCUGCUGCCAGCCAGGUCCUUGUCAUGGGACCUGAUGACUUCAUUGUUGCCGUUGUGAGUUCUCUGAAUCGUCCCUUUGGCAGUGGAAUAAUAACACCCUCUGGAGUCCUCCUGAACAGCCAGAUGUUGGACUUCUCCUGGCAAAAUAAAACAAUGAACAACUCCAUUCCCAGGCUGCAAAAUCUCCUUCGGCCUCAGAAGCGGCCACUGUCGUUCCUGCUGCCCACCAUCGUGCGCCCUUCCCAGGGCAUGUGUGGGACAUACCUGUGUCUGGGAGCCAACAAUGGGGACAGAGCCCUGAGCAGCCUCGUGCAGGUUUUGGUAAAUGUUUUAACAUUCAACAAGAACCUGAGUGAAAGUUUGUCCCUUGGUCGACUUCACCCACAGCUUCAGUCCCACACCUUGCAGGUUGACAGUGAGUUCCCUGAAGAAGAUGUUGAAUUUCUUGUAGCCAGGGGCCAUCGAGUGGAUAGAGUCAAGGUGGUCUCCUUAGUGCACGGGGCCAGGAGAACCAAUAGCUUCAUCAUUGGCCUGAAGGACCCCAGGAGCACAGAUGCUGCAGGAGCCACGAUACUGUAGCACCUCCCAGCUGUCAUGGUCACUGAAGAAGACUUCGGGCAAGUGGACCCCAGUGAUGUGCAUGUUCUGAACGUCCCUCCCCCAUCCCCAGGGCUGGAGCCCUGCUGAGCAGACUUGCUGCAUUCCCCACCCUGGACCACACCAGAGGGCUCAGCAGCACCAACAUGCAGCUCUUUAGUUAUUUUUCUUUUCUUUUAAAAUGAUUUUAAUUACGAGCAGCCCCGUCCUCAUGACAGGACUGCAAGGAGCAAACUUCCCUUUUCUUUUUGCAGAGUCCUGCUGAUAAUUUCAGUCUUUUCAAAAAGCCAAAUUCUAGCCAGCAUUUCAUUUUAGUGAAAAGGAAGAAACAGGUGAUGAUGAUACUGUCAUCUUCUCUCCAUGUCUUCCCCAAGUUCAGUCAAUGCAUCUGGUGUAGGCCAGUAAUUCAUACUAGGUGCCUGUAGCUGGAAUAUCAGGGAGUCCUUUCAUGCCCCAGAGCCUCCUGUUCCUUUUCUCACAUUGCUGCAUACCUUGAAUUUUGGGAGUAAAUCUUUGGAAUCAAAUGGCUGUGCAGUCUCACGGACAGUCUGGUUUUGUAACCAGAGCAGCGGUCUUCAACUUCUAACAGCUUGUGGACCCUCAAGUCAUUUUCUUACCCAGGUUCAGCCUCCUCUAUGGUGAAUUUAAACUUCGUGGUAAUGAGCUUCAUUUUCUUAGAUACUUUUUUGGAGAUGAUACAGUGAUACUCCACAGACUUGUAAAAAUCUACAGCCCGUGGACUGAAAACCACCUGUGGAGCAUUUAGGUAGGUUCAGGGCAUUCCUUUCACUGCCUUAUCCCAGUCUGCUCUGAAAGCCUGAACCAGCUAAUCCCACACAAAGGCUUGGGAUUUUCUGCUUACUAAAUUCAUGCCUAAUAUUCAUACUAAAUUCAGCUCCACAUUUUGGUACUGGUGGAUCUAUUGGAAAAGCUGAAAAGAAUGAGAGGAGAAGGGACGAAGAACCUCCCCAGUCUACUGAGAUAAUUCUCUGUCCACAGCACAUAGUGCAAAAUAUGAGAAUACUUCUGCAUUUCUUAGCUGAAAUAGAGUGAAGAAAUAACCCCACAUCUGAGAGCUGCCCCUCUUUGUUCAACCCACAUUUGAACAUUUCCUUCUCUUUUCACUAGCCCGUCAGACAACUGGCUCUUAAAAAUUCUGGAAUUUGGUAAUAUUCUGCUGUCUAAAACUUGGUUGUUUCUUUCAGGGUGCCAAUUAUGGUCACCGUACAUAUUAUAUAUGUCUGCCUGCUUAUAGCUGUCUUGGUCUUUCAUUUGCUGAUGACACUGGUCACCCCCAACCUCCCACCUGAGGGACCCAUGACACCCACUGGUGGUAACGCACCCAUUGCUGCCUGACACGGAGACCCUGCGGGUUGUCUGGGGUGGUCAGGGCACUAUGGCAGCUAAUUGGACUAAUUGUUCUGCCACCUGCCAGCUGAGGACCCCGAAGCAUCUUACAUGAAGCCUUGCAUGUGGUGCUGAGGAACGACAGAGAUAGUUUUGUGCUCCACCAGAGUGCAGGCAGCCAUGAGAAGAGCACAGCAGCUCCCAGGAACAUCAACAGUAUUUUCUGUUGCAAAUGCAUCAGGGGCCUCAGCUAAGAGACAGGGGAAGGACAACACUGUCUUUGAGAAGUUGUCUUCUGUGCCACCACCCUGCCCAUAGGGCAAGAAGAGACUUUCUUCACUGUAGGGAUGUCAGAUCUAUUUAUUUCUUUUUCUGUCAUCAGCACUUGAGUUGGUCACUGCCCAAAGCUGGAGGGUUCAUAAAACUUCAGGUGUGGUGGAGCAGGUUUUGUGGGGAGGGAAGGAGGCAGUUUUGUGUGUUGAAUCUCACUGUAAGAAGCUUGGGGGGUUCUGGUAGGGUGCAGCAGGGGUCAGUUCCUCAGGCACGGAGCUUUGUGGAGCAGCACAGCUGCAGUCAGUGGUCACGGCACCAUCCAGUCAGUGCUUUGCAUGGAAUAUCACAAAACACUUGAAAGACAAAAUUCCUCCUUAUUGACUGAAUUCACCAACUCACUUUUGAUGCUGGAAACUGUGUAUUCAUGUGGGAGUUAAAGACUCUGGUCUUGAUUCAGAGGGGAACUGAAAUGCCCCAAGGAGCAGUAUCACAGCACUUGCUCAGAAUCUUGAUCUAAAGCACGUUCCAGUUGCUCUGCUGGACCACAGCCUGUGCUGGGAAAAAGAGAAAACUUAAAAUGGAAGAUGGGAUUUAGGCCCCUCAGACAUGGCCAAGAGAAGGAAAGAUAUUUUCAGUUAUUUCCCAUUUUCUGUGUUUUAAAUGGCAUCAGUGUAGCACAGAUGCAUUUGAAAUGGAAACUAAUCUUCUGAUUGGCCCAGUGUCUCUGAUCCUUUGAGUCCAUCUGUUGUGAUGAGAUCUGAUUAAUGUAAUGUGAGGUACCAAGAAACACCUAAUGUUACCUUCUGUGCAAGGUGAGACAGACAUUGUGAAAUAAAGGGCCAUAAUCUGGA